This is a messenger RNA of Dreissena polymorpha, 1838 nucleotides long. Its product is annotated as gamma-aminobutyric acid type B receptor subunit 1-like. Gene Ontology annotation, molecular function: G protein-coupled GABA receptor activity. Gene Ontology annotation, biological process: gamma-aminobutyric acid signaling pathway; G protein-coupled receptor signaling pathway. Gene Ontology annotation, cellular component: membrane; G protein-coupled receptor heterodimeric complex. The record is from RefSeq and is a predicted model, not a curated record. The transcript has 14 exons. Lineage: Eukaryota; Metazoa; Mollusca; Bivalvia; Myida; Dreissenidae. The coding region runs from base 1 to 1764 and encodes 587 amino acids.
AUGUCUUUCCGGGCCUGGCGACCCGGACUUUUCAGCCCUCUUAACAACCCAACUUUCAUACGUAAUACAUUCAGGGCCACGGACGAGCUUGCGAUAGCUCUGAAGGAAGCCCACAUUGACGUGGUCUCAAAGGAGGUCUUUAUUCGGGAACCAAUGUCCCGUCUUGAAAACCUUAAGGAUCAGGACGCGCGUAUCAUAGUUGUAAAUGCAUAUGAGGACAGGGCAAGAGCCGUUCUUUGCGACGCAUACAAAAUUGGGCUGUAUGGACCCAAGAUAGUUUGGAUGUUUCUCGGCUGGUUUUCGGAAACUUUCUGGCGGGCAAACAACGCUGAGGUUGAUUGUACAGUGGAACAGAUGGACCUGGCGAUAGAGGGCGCCUUUCUGAUGCGUCCCAUAUACAAUAAUCCCAUAGAAGAAAGAGGCAUCGCAAAUCUCACCAACCUGGAAUUCAUGGCACGCUUUCUGCGUCACCCUGACUACAGCGCAUCUUCCCAAGCAUACGAUUUUAUCGCUGCCCAGUGUUAUGACACAAUUUGGUUGUGCGCUUUGGCCUUGAACUGCACCAUUGAAACUCUGGAUGCAAUUGGUCAUUCUAAAAAACUGGACAAUUUCACAUAUGCUGAUGGCGACAUCGGGGAGAUUAUAUUUAAAUGUACCGGAAAGACAUCACUGACUGGAGCCUCCGGCAGAAUAUCCUUUCACAACGGAUCAGACCCAAACAAAAUGAUCCGCGUUGAACGUAUCCAAGGUAGCAGGAGGGUUUUAGUUGCGUUUUUUCGACAGGAUCUUGCACCAAACUCUUACUUCGACUGGAUGGAGGGGGCUAUUAUCUGGAAAGAUAAUCUGAUACCACGUGACUCGACGCAUAACGUACAUGAAGAGAAGAUUGUUCCUUUGCCCCUGUAUAUGUCGAUGUGUACAAUGGCCGGUCUUGGUAUUAUCACUUCGGUAUCCUUCUUUGUAUUCAACAUCGUCUUCAGACAUAAUAGGAUCGUAAAGUUGUCUUCUCCAAAUAUCAACAAUGUCCUGCUGCUCGGAUGUUUUCUCUGCUACGUCACCGUGUUCAUUAAGACAACACAGACCAACAAUGCAUCGCUAUGCGUAGCACGCGUGUUUUGCUUUUGCCUGGGGUUUACCUUAGUGUUCGGUUCCUUGUUCUCCAAGACCUGGAGAGUCUACAGGAUCUUCACGAACAAACAGCUAAGGAGAAUGAACAUCAAAGACUACCAGUUACUCGUAAUUAUUGGCAUCAUUGUGGGUGUUGUCGUGGUAGUGCUAGUUGCCUGGGAGAUCUACGCACCUCAUGAAAUUGUCAUCAAAUAUAUUGAUAAGUCCUACACAAACGGAAGUGACGAGAUCGUCCACCAAUUCGUCCGCAUAUGUUUCUCCAAGAACUCAUCCUACUUUACGUGGUCUCUCUACAUCGUUGAAGGAGCCUUACUGUCCUUUGGAGCUUUUCUUGCCUGGGAAACGAGAAACGUAAAGAUUGAGGCCCUGAACGACUCCCAACAAAUCGGCAUCUGCCUGUACAACGUUGUGAUUCUCAGUGGUGUCGGCCUCACCCUCUCGUUGCUCUUGGAGGACCAGGUCGUUCCCUUGUAUGGGGUCACUUCCAGUUGCAUCAUUCUGGGAACGCUUGUCACAGAGUUGAUCGUCUUCAUUCCUAAACUCCAUGCCGUGAACAAUAAAAUAGAGGCAGCCCCUAUCACUACCAAACCAGGACCUAGUUCCACAAACGUUGGCGCGACUUCGACGACGGUAUAAGAAACAAGCCUAAUAUGCUGGCCACAUCCGAGUCGUGAAAUAGUAUUACCUAAUUUACUUGUUUGCUUGCGAAU